Thrips palmi is the source of this 4269-nucleotide messenger RNA. RefSeq lists its product as uncharacterized. NCBI's taxonomy places the organism in Eukaryota, Metazoa, Arthropoda, Insecta, Thysanoptera, Thripidae. Gene Ontology annotation, biological process: DNA integration. Bases 1 to 4269 code for a protein of 1422 amino acids. Gene Ontology annotation, molecular function: nucleic acid binding. The transcript has a single exon. The record is from RefSeq and is a predicted model, not a curated record.
AUGGCUGGAAUCUCGACGGCGGGGCACGUCGACCUCCAAAACGGCAAUAUUCAAGCAACGUGGGAGGCGUAUAAACAGAAACUGAAUUUCUAUAUAACCUCACUGGAAAAAGCAGGAGCGGAUCCCACGGUCAAACAUGCCAUCCUAAUGAGAGAGGCAGGACCUGAUGUGAUGGAUAUCUACAACUCUUUCAAGAGCAAAAUGAUAACAUACAAAGUGAACGAAGAGACUCAGGAAAGAGAAGUUGACGUAGACAACUCCAAAAACUAUGAUUUGGUUCUGAAAGAGUUUGACAAAUAUGUGGCUGAGAAGAAAUGUGUCACCACUAGUCGUGAAAUCUUCAAUGCACGGAAUCAAAAAAGAGGAGAAAGUAUCACAACGUGGGUAACCAGUCUCAGGAAUUUAAUUGCUGACUGUGAAUACAAGGAAGUAGAAGAAAGCAUGCUCAAGGAUCGAAUCAUCUGGGGAGUCUUUGAUGAAAAACUCCGCAUCAACAUUAGAGCCAAGGCAAGCCUAAAACUGGAUGAGAUCAUCGAGGUAUGCAAGGCGGUUGAGGCCACCUCCAGAUACUCCAACCAGAAUGAGAAGGUUGCUGAGGUUGAUACUGCCCAGGCCUCAGGAUCUGGAUACAGACAGAAAACACAGCAUUAUAAUCAGAGCAGAAAUGCCAGCAGCAGUUCAGGCAAGAGCUCUCGUGGUAACUGGGGACCGCAAAGACAGGCUCCAUACCAGAAACCCUCUCACUCGAGAAGUGGGCAGAAGUACAAAUGCCGCAAUUGUGGAACAUGGCAUGUUAAGAGGGACUGCCCCGCAUAUGGCACACACUGUAAAAACUGUGGUAAAAAGAACCAUUUCACAAAAAUUUGUGAAACCAAGAACACUCACUCAUCCAACUCCAGUGACCACAAGCUGAAGAAGUCAGUCGACGCAGUUGAGACCAGGGACCUGGGCAGCGAGGAAGAGGAAGACCUGCUUCGGGGCGGCUGGAACUCACCAGCUUCACAGUCUUCACCAGCUAAGUCAGAGGUGAGUUCAGUGUGUGUUCAUAUGUUGUCCACUGUAAAAAACAAAGUGAUAGUUAGUGGUGAAACCAGUACUCGCAGGAAAGAGUAUACUGAGGUACUAAAGCUUCAAACUGAACACUUUGUGAAGUUUAAACUUGACCCUGGUGCAGAAAUAAAUAGCUUGCCCCUUAAAGUAUUUAAUCUAAUAAAUAGAAAUUACACUGUGAGGCCCACUAACAUCCAUAUUAGAGCGUAUGGUAAUGUAAUCAGUCAACCUGCGGGCAUUGUAUCAUUAUUAGUUGAAACACAACAUGGAGAUUCAUUAACAUGUGACUUUCUCCUAUCCAAAACUGAGCCUAAACCAAUUUUGGGAAUUGAAGCCUGUGAGAAACUAAACUUAGUCAAAAGGGUACAACAUCCGACUAAGAUAGUGAACAGCAUGGAAAAGGAAACAUCCUUACCAGAAAAGUGUGACGCAUUUAAAAAAAUGUAUCCCGAACAGUUCAAUGGACUGGGACAGUUUAAGCAGGUAGUCAAAAUAAAUGUUGAUCCAAAUGCUCAGCCUUGGGCUUGCCCUCCCAGAAGGUAUCACUUUUCAACUCCAAAGAAGUUGGAAAGCAAACUUGCUGACCUGGAAAAGACAGGUAUAAUAGCCAAAGUUAAAGAUCAAAUACCCAAAUAUGUUAGUAAUAUGUUGCUGAGGGAAAAGGCAAAUGGGGACAUACGAAUUUGCCUCGACCCAGAGCAUCUAAAUAAAGCCAUAGUGAGACAACAUUAUAAUAUUCCCACAAUAGAGGAAUUGAAAAUAAGAGUUAAAAACAAGAAAAUAUUUACUGUGCUAGAUCUCAAAGACGGCUUCUGGCAUGCUGCCCUGGAUGGACCUUCCGCUGAGCUGACAUGCUUCAGCACCCCCUUUGGCUUGUACAAAUUUUUGAAAAUGCCGUUUGGCAUAUCAAGUGCACCUAAAACCUUUCAGUUCCUGACGGAACAGGCGUUCGAGGGCACUGGGGGCGUGGUUUAUUUUGAUGAUAUACUCAUCCCAGGUCAAAACACAGUGGAGCAUGACAAAAUCCUGAAGUCUGUCAUGAAAAGGGCAAAAGAUGAAAACAUAAGGUUUAAUCCCUCAAAAAUACAAUAUAGGAAAACUGAAGUUAAGUUUUUAGGUCAAUUAUGGUCAGAGAACUGUGCUAAGGUAGAUCCUGAAAGGGUGCGGGCAGUGGAUGCAAUCAAGGAACCCACAACGAGAACUCAGUUGCACAAAACUAUGGGAACGUUUAAUUAUCUCAGAAACUUCAUACCUCAAAUGGGUCAAAUUGCAGCCCCACUCUAUAAAUUACUCUCUCCAAUGGUAAAAUUUCAUUGGCUACCAGCUCACUCAGAAGCCUUUAAAACUCUAAAAGAGAGUAUAAAAAAAGCACCGGUGCUGGCCACAUUUGACAGUAAACUUCCUAUAAUUAUACAAGCAGAUGCCAGUCAAAAUGGCAUUGGGUGUGUGCUCCUUCAGAAUGGCAAGCCUGUGGCAAUGGCAUCAAGGGCACUAACUGAAACAGAAAAGCUCUAUGCCCAGUGCGAAAAGGAGUUACUUGCCCUUGUCUUUGCUGCAGAAAAGUUUGCAAAAUACAUCUGGGGCAUGCCUCGGGUGACUUUUCACACUGAUCAUCAGCCUCUGGUCUCAAUAUUUAAAAAACCCAUGCAUUCAAUCAAAAACAACAGAUUAAAGAAAUUGAGACUCAAACUGAUGGAGUUCAAUCCUGUUGUCGAGUACUUGCCUGGAAAACACAUGCACAUGGCAGACCUUCUUUCUCGCCAAUUUCUCGAGGACCCAGUACAUGACGAUCCAGAAAUGCUGGAGGUUGUUCAUGAGGUAACCAAGCACAUUUCCAUGUCACCUGAAAUUGGGGCUGAGUUCAGACAGGCUACUGCAACAGAUGCAGGCCUCUCUGUAGUAAUUCAGCUCUACAAGGAAGGUUGGCCAAAUAAUAGAGAAAAUGUCCCAACUGAGGCUCGUCAAUAUUGGCAAGUUCGCAAUGAACUAUUUGAGGAAGAUGGGCUGGUGAUCUUGGAUGAAAGGAUAGUAGUGCCGCCGUCUCUUCGCAGUAAAGUCCUAAAAAAACUGCACAAACCUCACCUGGGAAUAGAGAAAACAAAACUCAGAGCUAGACAGACUUUGUACUGGCCAGGGAUGUCCAAUGACAUAACAACAACAGUGCAACAAUGUCGGAUCUGUGAGAGAUAUAGUGCUAAGAAUAAAAGAGAGCCACUUACCCCACAUGAGAUUCCAGACUUGCCUUUUCAAAAGGUUAGCAUUGACAUCCUUGAGCUGGACUCUAAAAGUUUCUUGGUAGUUGAGGAUAACCUAUCCAAAUGGCUCGAAGUGAGACGACUAACCAGCAAGAGUAGUAAGGCAGUGAUAGAGACGCUCCGCUCCACCUUUGCAACCCAUGGAAUACCUGAAACAAUAUUUGGCGACAACAAUCCAUUGAAUUCCCAAGAGUGCAAAGAGUUUGCACAAGAAAUAGGAAGCACCAUAAAGACAAGCUCGCCUGAAUACCCUCGAAGCAAUGGGCUGGCGGAGAAGGGGGUGCACAUUGCAAAACAGAUUAUGAGAAAAAUACGUGAUGACGGCACUCACCUCUCUGAUGCAUUGCUAGAGUACAAUAACACACCGCUUUCUGGGCUAAACAUUUCCCCUGCCCAAAUCCUCAUGAGCAGAAGGUGCAGAACCGCAGUGCCAACGCUCAGGGAAAGUCUGAAACCAAAAGUAGUAACCGUUAGGCCACAGCUUGAAGCGAGGCAACAACAUAUGAAAAUGUUGCACGACAGAAGUGCCCCUCGCAAAGCUGUGAGUUUCAAAAGUGGGGACUCAGUGGCAGUUAGGAGGAAAAAUGUGUGGAAAAAGGGCACGAUUAUUGAGCAAGUCGACAACAACAGUUACAUGGUUCAAAUGGACGGAGGGAGAAAAAAAAGGCGUAACACUUACCAUCUAAAGCCAUCUGUCACAAAACCUGACAUGCACGAUGACAACUUCGUAGACAUUGAGGGCCUAAUUGACCAUGUAAUCACGUCGCGAGCCAACACUGAGGCAGUCCCCCCAGUUGUUGAGCAGAUUGUUCGACCUCCUAAUGCCAACAAUAACGUUGUGAAUCCUCCUGUUGCAGACCGACGACGAAGGCUCGUCACCCAGGUGGCAGAGAUACAGCGGAAGAGAACGCGGUAUGGGCGACCUGUGAAGAGGCCCAGCUACUUUGGUCAAGGCGUGGAGUAA